This is a messenger RNA of Ricinus communis (castor bean), 2096 nucleotides long. RefSeq lists its product as uncharacterized. Gene Ontology annotation, biological process: protein transport. The coding region runs from base 146 to 1780 and encodes 544 amino acids. The record is from RefSeq and is a predicted model, not a curated record. The transcript is spliced from 9 exons. Lineage: Eukaryota; Viridiplantae; Streptophyta; Magnoliopsida; Malpighiales; Euphorbiaceae.
AACUGAUUAUAGGUUUGGACUUGUCCACUCGUCUCUCCCUCAGCAAAUCCUAACGAAAUCGAGAUUCCCUAUGUAAAAUCAAUCUUCUUCCCAUAACCAAAAACUAUCGACCUCUGCCAUCAUCUAAUCUAUAACCAAACCAGACAUGUCCUUGUCACCCGACCCAAACCACCACCACCAGCCAUCUAACUUCUUCCACUCAGCCACCACCGCUAUUACCUCUCUUAUCUCCACUAAUCCUAAAACGUCACCGUCUUCAACAAUCCCACUCUCUCCACCCAAAAUUUGCAUCCCUUUUCAAUUUGCCGACUCCUCUUAUCGUCCACUCACCCGCUCGUCCUUCGAGUCUACUCACCCUGACUCUGUUUCUCCAAAAUCUGCCGCCGUUAAAGGCUUGUCAUCUGCCGAGUCAAGCUCUGGAUUUCCAUCAACGGUCAGGAUUGCUGGCCUCAAUUCUAACGGCAAGGGUGGUGGGCCCGCUUUUGUCGGUCAGGUUUUCAGUAUGUGCGAUCUUUCCGGGACUGGACUUAUGGCUGUCUCUACUCAUUUUGAUAUUCCUUUCAUUUCCAAAAGAACACCUGAGUGGCUUAAGAAGGUCUUUACAACAGUCACCAAGAGUGAGAGGAAAGGGCCUGUGUUUCGUUUUUUCAUGGAUUUAGGUGAUGCGGUUACAUAUGUUAAACGGCUAAAUAUUCCAAGUGGCGUGGUGGGCGCUUGCCGCCUUGAUUUAGCAUAUGAACAUUUCAAGGAAAAACCCCACCUAUUUCAGUUUGUUCCGAAUGAGAAACAGGUUAAGGCUGCAAACCAACUUCUCAAGACAAUUCCUCAGAGUGAUGGCAGAAGGAAGGUUGACGGUGUUCCUGUUUUCAGUGCUCAAAAUUUAGAUAUUGCAAUAGCCACUACAGAUGGGAUUAAAUGGUAUACUCCAUAUUUUUUUGACAAAAGCAUGCUAGAUAACAUUCUCGAAGAAUCUGUUGAUCAGCAUUUUCAUGCUUUAAUUCAAACUCGGCACAUGCAGCGCCGACGUGAUGUUAUUGACGAUAACUUAGCUGCAGAGGUGAUCGAAGAAAUGGGAGACAGCAUGUUGGAGCCACCGGAGGUUCAGGAAAUGAUGGAUGAGAUUGGCCACCCUGCUAUACCUUUGAACGUUAUUUCAAAGGCUGCUGAAAUCCAACUUCUUUAUGCUGUUGACAGGGUAAUAUUAGGUAAUAGGUGGUUAAGAAAAGCAACUGGUAUUCAGCCCAAGUUUCCAUAUAUGGUUGACUCUUUUGAGAAAAGGAGUGCAUCUUCUUUCCGGAGAGCCUCUGAGCCUGCCAGUUAUCUCGCCAAAUCUAAAACAGAUGCUGACACUUCAAAGCUUAAUUUAGAAGAUGGUGCUCAAGCCAAUCAUGAACCGAUAACAGACCUGCGUCUGCAGUUUGGAGACUGGUUUAAGAGUCUAGGGUUGAAACAACAGCAGAAACCUGAAAAGGGAUCAGAAAUAAGUGAAUGCAGAAAGCAAAAACUAGAGAUGAAUCCUUUUCUUCCAAAGAUUACAAUGGUUGGCAUCUCAACCGGAGAAGCAGGACAAAUGAGCAAAGCUAGUUUAAAGAAGACAAUGGAGGAUCUAACCAGAGAGUUGGAGCAUACAGAUAGGGAAAAUGCCCCAGGUAGUAGCAAUAAUGGCAAUGACUUAGAAAUGGAAGACAGGGAUCCGCUCUUUGUGGCUAAUGUAGGUGAUUACUACUCUGGUAUGUCAAAGACAAAUUCACCUCGAUUGGUUCGCGGAGGAAGCAAAUAAAGAGCUCACCCAGUAAAAGAAAGCAUCUCUGGCAUGAGUUACCUAAAUUUCAUUUAACAAAAGAAAUGAAAAUGUGAAAUAUACAAUGCAAUGUGUAAGAGAUCAUAAUGAGGUCAUACGUCAUCGGCUAUGGUACCAGUUUUUUGCAGGUCCAUUGAUGCGGGUGCAUAGUUGUCCAUUUGCAUCAUGCUAUCUCAGCGUUGUAAAAUGUAGCCUAAUUCGAUAAGGAUGAUCUGUUAGUUGAGUUGGUGCGAUCCAUGUGGCUUGUAAUUUUGAUAAAAAGUAGUUCCAUUAUAUAACAUCAAUUAGUUACAUC